Diabrotica balteata is the source of this 1476-nucleotide messenger RNA. The record is from the annotation of a GenBank genome assembly. Lineage: Eukaryota; Metazoa; Arthropoda; Insecta; Coleoptera; Chrysomelidae.
AUGGGGGGUAAAAGCUCCCCUCUAGCUAAUGGGAAUUCAAAAAAAUAUGAAAGUAGUGAUACAGAUACGGUAAAACUUCAACGUAAAAUUACGCUUAUGAAUGGGGUCGCUAUUAUCGUGGGUACAAUAGUAGGAAGUGGGAUCUUUGUAUCACCCCAAGGGGUUUUUGUCGGCACAAAAUCCGUCGGCGCGUCGAUAAUCAUAUGGUGCUUCUCUGGAAUCUUUUCUAUGUUAGGAGCGCUAUGUUAUGCUGAGUUGGGAACUUCUGUAACAAGAUCAGGAGGAGACUACGCUUACAUAUAUGUUGCAUUUGGCCCACUGGGAGCGUUUCUUAUGUUAUGGAUUUCAUUGCUUAUCAUAAGACCAACAACACAAGCUAUUGUUGCUAUAACAUUUGCGGAAUAUGCUGCCAAACCAUUUUUCCCGGAGUGCAAGCCACCUGAAAAUGCUAUCAGAUUGUUAGCAGGUGUUUGUUUAUGUCUGUUAACUGCCGUCAACUGUUUGAGUAUUAGAUGGGCCAUGAGAAUCCAGGGUGUAUUUACUUACGCUAAGAUUUUGGCUCUAGUGGGCAUUAUAAUAAUGGGAGUGUAUCACUUAGCAAGUGGGCACACAGAAAAUUUUCAUAAUGCGUUCGAUGGAAAAUAUGAUCUCUCACAUAUAGCUUUAAGUUUCUACUCAGGCUUAUUCGCCUUUGGAGGAUGGAAUUUCCUUAAUUUUGUCACGGAAGAAUUGCAAGACCCUUACCGGAAUUUACCAAGAGCAAUAUGGAUUGCACUUCCUACAGUAACCGGUAUUUAUGUACUAGCAAAUGUAGCAUAUUUUGCUGUUCUUUCGGCAGUUGAAAUAGAAAGUUCCACUGCAGUUGCUUUGUCAUUUGGAAUAAAAAUAUUUAGCGGCGUCCAAUGGUUAGUGCCCAUUUUUGUCGCUCUUUCAACUUUUGGAGGUGUAAAUGGAAUUUUAUUUACUUCUUCGCGACUUUUUUUGACUGGAUCUCAAGAGGGACACUUACCACAACUAUUCUCAUAUAUUCAUGUAAAAAGAAGUACUCCAAUACCUAGUUUAAUCUUUACAUGCUUUACAUCUUUGCUGAUGCUGUUUAUCAGCGACGUCUUCGUUCUGAUUAAUUACUACGGCCAAAUAUUGUGGCUUUCAAGUGCCGCAAGUGUGGUUGGCAUGUUGUGGCUCCGUUACAAAAGACCUGAACUACCCAGGCCGAUUCAAGUACAUACUGCUAUACCUAUAUUAUUUUUGCUCUGUUGUGCAUUUAUAAUUAUAUUUCCCAUACCAACGCAGCCAUGGAAUACAGUCAUUGGAUUGGGAAUCACUUUAUCAGGUGUUCCAGUGUACUAUCUUUGCGUAAAAUGGAGGAAUAAACCCGAAGGCUUCUAUAGAUUUUUAAGCAGUACGACCAACUAUGUACAAUACUUAUUCCAAGUUACCUACCCUGAGGCAUCUGAAUUGCUACCUCAAUCUUAA